AUGUAUCGGAAGUUGUCUAAGUUAGAACACUCGGAAAUAAAACAACUUCUUACAGAAGCUAAUAUAGAUGUUGCAAAGCAUUACGCAACAAACAAAAAAGCACUCGCUGACAUCCUCAAUGACUAUAAUGGUGCAAUAAGUUAUGAUAGAAUUCAUGAGUUCAUAAAGCCGCAACGCGGCGAGGACGAAGUCCAUGCAAGAACUUUUCCUUUAAAUGACGUUGCUAUUGACUUAUAUCAUAGACGUUCAGUACCUCAUGAAGUAAGAAGAGAAAUGUUUGACAUAACAAAUGCAAACGUUGGUGAAACAAGAAGAAGAGACGACACACUGAAACAACAGAGAAGAGAGAU
Trichomonas vaginalis G3 is the source of this 350-nucleotide messenger RNA. Its product is annotated as organellar and viral DNA polymerase type B. The annotation marks the transcript as partial. The record is from RefSeq and is a predicted model, not a curated record. The transcript has a single exon. NCBI's taxonomy places the organism in Eukaryota, Parabasalia, Trichomonadida, Trichomonadidae.